AUGAAAUCUUCUAAAUUCAAAAAUAAAGUCUGGACCUUUUUUAAAAAAAAUCCAGACAGUUCCGCCACUUGUAAACUCUGCAAUAAGAAUUUAAGGACAUCGGGUAAUACAUCAAACCUUCUAUGCCAUGUCGAGAACGUGCAUAAACAGACCUUACCACGAACUCAAUCGGACGAUAAUGAUGAAUGCUGUGCAGAAGUUAUUCCACAUUCGCUACCAAAACAACGAAAAAUUUAUGAAAUAAUUUCAACGCCAAAGGAUUCAUCAUCAACUGCUAAAACAACUGCUUUAUCUUCAGGUUCUAGUGAGGUAUAUGAGAUUAUAAAUCAAUCAGAACGUAGUAUACCUGAAUAUCCGUCUUCGUCAAGUACCACGUCAAUGUCCGGAAAUAAAACAAAAUAUCAAACGGCAAAUAAAUCCCUUUCCCAACCAAAUGUUAAGGACUUUUUCGAACAAGUUAAAAGCAUUUCUACUAAAGACGGCCGUAGGUCUAAAAAACUCACUGAAGCAAUUGUCAAUUUCAUUAUAAUGGACAAUAAGCCAUUUUACGCGGUGGAGGGAAAGGCAUUUUUACAACUUAUGAAAGAACUGGUUCCACUCUAUAAAGUUCCCAGCAGGGAGACAGUUAAAUUGCGCGUGGAUGAAAAAUAUGAAGCGUUGUCAUGUGCUUUUAAAGAAUAUAUUCGUAAAAGUGACACUUAUUGUCUAACUUAUGAUAUAUGGACGGAGCAAUUGAAAAACGAGUCGUUCAUGGGAGUAACAAUUCAUUUUUUAGACAAUUUGCAUCUGUUAAGUGGAACUUUAGGCCUUAUUGAGCUUUGCGAAAGUCACACAGCUGCUUAUUUAGGAGAAAAGUUGUCGCGACUUUUUAUAUAGUGGAACGUGGU
Molecule: messenger RNA, 887 nt
Organism: Anastrepha obliqua
Lineage: Eukaryota; Metazoa; Arthropoda; Insecta; Diptera; Tephritidae
Exons: 1
Coding region: 1-876 (291 amino acids)
Molecular function (GO): DNA binding
Source: RefSeq, a predicted model, not a curated record